AUGAAAAACGGCUUAUUGAGAAUAUGGAGCUUUCGGCAUCACCUCAUCAUAGUCUUAGCACCGCUUGUGUUUUUACCGGUAGUAUUUAUCUUGCCUCCUAAGGAAGGGAAAUGUCUCUAUUUAAUCCUGAUUAUAGCUACGUUCUGGUGUACUGAAGCAUUGCCACUCACGAUAACCUCACUGCUCCCUGUCAGCCUCUUCCCGAUAUUUGGAGUCCUACCUUCAUCAAAGACCUGCCCUCUGUACUUCCUUGAGACAAAUGUUUUCUUCUUUGGUGGUUUGAUCCUGGCUGUGGCGAUCGAAGACUGUAACUUACACCGCAGAGUAGCGCUCACAAUCCUCAGGUUGCUGGGGGUUAACCCUUUAAUGCUUAUCCUGGGUAUCAUGCUGACCACUGCCCUUCUCUCCAUGUGGCUGAGUAACACAGCCACGACUGCUAUGAUGAUGCCUAUAGCCACCGCUGUCCUUAAGAGGCUGUGUAAUGGUUCGGAGGCAGUGCCACAGAAGGAACCAAAAGGGAAUGGGUCACCUUCCGAAGAGAAUGCUGAUAAUCAAGAAGCAGAAGAAGAAAGAAAGAGUGAAGUACAGGAAUUCAAAACUGAGGACGCACCUCAGUCUAUUGGACAGAACCAACUGGGAAAGCCUGAUGAGAAGUUAGCAAAGGGUAUGCUCAUUUCCAUUCCAUUUGCUGCCACUAUCGGAGGGAUAAGCACUUUAACAGGAACACCACCAAACCUCAUCCUUGACGGCCAACUGAAAAGCAUUUUUCCUCAAUCGGACGAGUUGAAUUUUGGCUCCUGGUUCCUGUUUGCCUUACCCCUCUCUGUAAUACUCCUCAUACUAGCAUGGCUCUGGCUAGCAUUCAUGUCUGGAGGACUCAAGCUAAGGUCACUGAUAAAGAGAAAAAGUACGGAAACAGAAUCCAAGGCAAAAGCUGUAAUCCAGUCAGAAUAUGCACAGCUGGGUCCAAUAACAUUCGCUGAGGGAGCUGUGGCUGGUUUCUUCUUCACAUUUGUAAUUCUUCUCUUCACAAGAAAUCCCAAAUUUGUGCCAGGAUGGUCGAAAAUCUUUAAACCUAAGUAUGUCUCAGACGCAGUGGUUGCAAUGGCAGUAGUUUUUCUGAUGUUCAUCUUUCCUUCACGGAAACCCUCGUUAAAGUGGAAAACAGAUCCUGAAGAGCCAGUUACUCCACGCAAACCACUGUUGACUUGGGAAAAGGUCCAGCACAAAGUGGCCUGGAAUGUCAUAAUACUGCUGGGUGGAGGAUUCACCAUUGCAAAAGCUUGUGAGGAGUCAGGGCUUUCGAGGUGGAUUGGAAACAAGCUGCGUCCUCUGGAACAUAUCCCAGCCAGUAUCAUUGCUCUGACUGUCAGCCUGGUUAUUAGCUCAUUCACUGAAUUUACCAGCAACUCUGCCACAAGUAUAAUCUUCCUGCCUAUUUUGGCUGAGCUGGCUGUUCGAGCCAAUAAUCAUCCUUUGUACCUGAUGAUUCCAGGGGCAGUGAGCUGUUCAUUUGCCUUCAUGCUGCCAGUUGCAACUCCACCAAAUGCCAUUGCUUUUGCAACAGGGCAGUUAAAAGUCAAGGAUAUGAUGAAAAUGGGAUUGCUGAUGAAUAUCAUGGGGAUCAUCUUAAUUAACGUUGCCAUCAACACAUGGGGCAGCCUCAUCUUCAAGUUCUCAACAUUUCCAGAUUGGGCCGAGGCGUUGAAAAACGACACCAGCCGGGCAGGAACAAUCUUCCAGCUGUAUUAUCUGAACGCAGUAGAUUGAUUCAACCUGCCGGAAACCUGAUGGCCGAUGCCCCUUUCCACUGCUUCAUUUCGAAGACUCUCCCCACCAUCAGUGUGACCCAACUUCUACUAGUCACACUCAUAAACAACAUUCUUUCUCUAAACUAUUUGUGUUCACAAGCAAAAACAAAUUGAAUUCUCUCAACACUUGUGUGGGACAUAGGCUUGGUUAGCAACGCUAGCAUUUGUUGCCCAUCCCCAGGUGCCCUUGUACUGACUGGCUCUCCAGGCCAUUUCAGAGCACAGUUAAGAGUUAAGAGUCAAACCCACUAAUGUGGGUCUGAAAUCACAGCUAGGACAGACCAGGAGAAGAUGUCAGAUUUCCUUCCCUAAAGGACAUUAGUGAAUAAAAUGUGUUUUGACAGCAAUCAACUCAUGGCCAUCAAUAAACUAGCUGUUCAUUCCAGACUUGUGUUUUCCUAACUGAAUUCAAUUUUCACUAUUUGCCCGAAUUGGAUUUGAACCCAUGUCACUAGAUUGCUACACUCCAAUGUCUAGCUUGUUGAGCCUUACUCAUCCAAAGACAUAAGGAAAACCAGGCAAUAUCUUUUUUAGCACAUGAUUUUACAGAUACAGACUUUGGCUUAGUGAAAGUUGUUUCCCAUUUGCUCUCCACUUCCCAUGGCUGUGCCCCACCUGGCCAUUCACAACACACCUCCGUGAAUGAUCAGCUUGCCCACAAUUCUACUCUACAGCAAGUGACAAAGCUCCUCAGAUUGGUGCAAGGAAAGCUUCCAGGCCCCUCAGCUUUUCAAUGCCAAUGAAAAAAAGUCUGACAUUUAACAGUAAAGGAAAUAUUCCCGUACGAUCUUUAUUGUUGUAAAAAUAUUACAAAUAAAAAUAAAGAUAGGGUAGGUUAUUUAAAACAUUAUUUUACUUCC
This is a messenger RNA of Stegostoma tigrinum, 2671 nucleotides long. RefSeq names its product Na(+)/dicarboxylate cotransporter 3-like. Bases 1 to 1770 code for a protein of 589 amino acids. The record is from RefSeq and is a predicted model, not a curated record. Gene Ontology annotation, cellular component: membrane. Gene Ontology annotation, biological process: citrate transport; monoatomic anion transmembrane transport. Gene Ontology annotation, molecular function: succinate transmembrane transporter activity; sodium:dicarboxylate symporter activity; citrate transmembrane transporter activity. The transcript is spliced from 13 exons. Lineage: Eukaryota; Metazoa; Chordata; Chondrichthyes; Orectolobiformes; Stegostomatidae.